AUGGAGUCGUUCGAUGCUUCUCCCCGCGCGUCCAAACGCAGGCGGACAGGCACAUAUGCGACCAGACGAACGACUUUGAACACCCUCUCCGCCGACCCAGUCGAUGGCCCGGGGGACACGGCUCAGCAAACUGCGAAUUUAUUAGAAGGUGACAUAUAUCCCGCCUCCAAUGGGUCUAUGGAAGAGGCAGGCACAAAUGAGGGCGUUGAUGGCGAAGAGAAGGGGACUGCAGCAAAGCCUCAUCCACCCUCACAAGUUUCACAAGGCCAGGACAUUGAAGGCUCAGCAGAUGGCUUGGACAACACUGGACAGCAAAGCACCCGAAAGAGGCGCAGAGACAGUACAAGAGCAAGUGCCGCAUCUCCACCGCAAGAGGUUGCCCAGCUCAAUGAUAAUACUACUGGGGAUCACGAUGAUGAAGACCAAACAGGCCAGGAUGAGACUCCUGCAAAACAAGGUCCAGCUGCUGAUACACAGCUCCGGUCCAGCGGACGUCUGAGACGACCGCCUUCGCGGUAUACAUCGCCGCAAGCGUCUACCGGCACUUCGGCUUCAGCAGGCUCACACAAGCAGCCCGCACAACGGAGGGGUCGGCCCAGAUCUAAGCCUACUGUGGCCUCGUUGCCGGACGCCAUUGACGGGGCCGCUGAAGCUGCAUCGCCUAUACCGAAAGGCAUUCUUACGCCCUCCCGACAUGGGCUAGACAAGAGAAUCGGGCCUCGCAAAUCAGUGGCGUUUGAUCAAAACGACAAGCAGAUAGAGGAGCAGUUCGGAUUCAAGGACAUUGAUAGCUCGAGCACAAAGCAGAAAAAAGCCAAAUCGCCACGCGCAUCCGGAGCGCCUACUGGCGAACACCUCGCUCCCCAAAAGGUCACAACAUCGGAACAGCAGAAAACGGCAGCCGAGGCACCAACUGCUGGAGAGCUUGGCGACACUACGGAGCAAUGCGAUAAUGAUGGGGAUGAUGAGGAUGAUCUGACUUUUGAUAUGGCGUCCGACAUGGUUGAGAUGCUGUCUUUGUCGACGAACCCGUCGUUGUUGCAGCAACAAUCACGAAACCUAAGCUCCUCGGGAGCUUACUACAAAGAGGAUGAAGACAAUGCGUGCACCACAAGAAUCAAGACGGAGGUCAUCAGUCGGAUGAAUAAUCGUACACUCGGACCCAUGUGCCAGCUCGAAUCCCAAUACAACACCCUGCACGCAUUACUCAUGGCGACAAUUACGGCUGGGGAGUCAAACUCUCUUCUCCUUCUGGGCUCCCGUGGCAGCGGUAAAUCACUGCUUACAGAACAUGCAAUUGCCGACUUGAGGAGGUCAUAUGGUGAUGAGUUCCACGUUGUUCGGCUGAACGGCUUCUUUCAGACCGACGACAAGGUCGCCCUCCGCGAGAUUUGGCGACAGCUAGGUCGCGAGAUGGCUGUGCCCGAAGACGAAACUGGAGAGGUCUCCAGCUACGCAGACACGAUGGCAAGUUUGCUGAGCCUGCUUUCGCACCCCGAGGAGUUUGCUGUCGUCGACCAUGACCAUGUCCAUGGCCAUCAACAAGAGGAAGAAGGUCCACUCAGAACCGCCGCUAAGAGUGUGAUUUUUAUUCUUGACGAGUUCGACCUCUUCACCACGCACCCGCGUCAGACGCUAUUGUAUAACUUGUUUGACAUCGCCCAGGCUAAGAAAGCGCCUAUUGCUGUCGUCGGUUGCUCCUGUCGUAUGGAUGUUGUCGACUGUCUGGAAAAGCGGGUCAAGAGCCGGUUCAGCCAUCGUUGGCUGCAUGUGUCUGGUGUGAAAACUCUGAGUGCUUUUACAGAUGCCGUCGCCACGGUUCUGUGUGUCCCUGUAGAAGGUAAAGAAGCCCUUGGUGUGACGGCAGAGGAGCUCGAGUGGAGAGCAAGAUGGAAUCAGACCAUAAAGACUCGACUUCUCCCCGCGCCGGCGUGCCAAGUGUUGCUCAAGCAAAUAUUCUACACCACCAAAUCAAUUCCUGAUGUCCUUAUGGCUCUAUACCACCCUGUCGCCUUGUUGGAUGUACCUUCGGAGAGUGGGGAUAUACCAGCCCGCAACUCGCAAGAUGUGACAACACUCAUUCUAAAUGAGGCAACAACCUUGUCGUCUCCGCCAUCACUUCUCACACUGCUCCCGCACCUACCCACUUUGCAUCUCACCUUGCUCAUCUGUGCCGCUCGACUUGAGACAAUCCAUGACCUCACGACCUUGAAUUUCGCAAUUGUGCAUGCCCACUACACCGAGCUUCUCACGCGGUCGAAAAUGCAACGUUCCGUCUUGUCAUCUUUGACCAGGGGUGGUGCUGUCACUGGCGCUGCUCUCAGAUCGUGGAGCAAGGAGACGGCACGUGCGGCAUGGGAGGAGCUGAUGCAGUGGGAUUUUCUUGUGCCAGUCAGUGGGCUUGCUGGAAGCGGGACAAUUGGAAAGCUAUCUGAUGAAGCCUUAGGCGGCGACGGCGCAGUUACCAAGCUGGUCCGGGUGGAUGUGACACUCGAUGAGGUCGCUUGGGCUGUCAAAGAGAAGUUGGACAGUGUCGGCCCCGGCGAAAUAUUGGAGAAAUGGUGCAAAGAAGUCUAG
Molecule: messenger RNA, 2577 nt
Organism: Exophiala dermatitidis NIH/UT8656
Lineage: Eukaryota; Fungi; Ascomycota; Eurotiomycetes; Chaetothyriales; Herpotrichiellaceae
Product: origin recognition complex subunit 4
Exons: 2
Coding region: 1-2577 (858 amino acids)
Biological process (GO): DNA replication; DNA replication initiation
Cellular component (GO): nuclear origin of replication recognition complex; nucleus
Molecular function (GO): DNA replication origin binding
Source: RefSeq, a predicted model, not a curated record